GAAGCCGAGCUGGAGGCUAUGUGGAGGGAGGAGCUGCUGCGGGAGCUCCGCGUGGCACGGUGCUCUCCGAGGGCGACGUUGGGGCGCUCGAGCUCAUGCCGACCUUCGCAUCGCAGCAGCCACCGCAGCAUGGCGAGCAGGACGCAUGGGCGGCAGCGGCCGCACAACGCUUCGGCCCACCGCCUGCAGCAGGAGGAGCUAAUGCCGCCGCCGCUGGCUCGGCGAACCUCUCCAGCAUGCUGGCCAACAUGGAGCGCCGUCUCGGAUCCCAGAUCCAGUCCACCACCAACAACCUCUCGCAGAUCUUCCAGUCCACCCAGCAGGAGUUCGCCCAGGCCAUCGACGCCCGCUUCGCUGCUGUGGACUCACGCCUGGGAUGUAUGGAGCAGCGGAUGGCAGACUUCGGCCGCCUUCGGCAAGAGAUGGCCGACCUCCGCACAGAGAUGGGAGUCGUGGCGUCGGCCACCCCGCAGGCCCCGAUGCUGGAGACGGGCUGGUCCAGGCCCAUCGACCCCACCAUCCUGUCCAUCGUGGCGCGUUCGAACGUUCCGAAGGAGGCGGUCGCGCGUGCGCUGCAGCAGCUCCUGGUGGACGCCGAGCUGCACAACCUCACCCCUGAGGCGACAAGGCUGGAGGGAGAGGAGAUGGGGAGACAUUUCAAGCUCCGCUGUGUGGGUGCUGUGGGCCUGGCCACGAGGCGCGUGGGAGAGCUCGUGGGCCUCCUACGCACAGGCCCAUCUACGUGGAGGGAGUUCGCUGCAGUGCUGCCGAAUGGUCCAAGCGUCCCCCUCAACGUGGGCCGUGACCGCAACCAGUCCCAGAUCUCACACGAGAUCUACCUCAAGCGUAUCAAGGCCGCCCUCCAAGAGACGAUCGAAGCACGACUCUUCGCAGACAAGGAAGCCAAUGCCAUCACGGUCAAAUGGCGCCAGCUGCUCAAGCUCUCCAUUGCGUCACCUGGUGCCACGCCGACGGUCUCGUGGAACAUGGUGGCGGUGCGCGCGAUCGGCCAGACACAGGAAGCCCUGCAGGCGGUGGUGGAUCGUGUCCUGGAGCCAGAGGAUCUGGCUUGGGCACACCAAUGCCCUGCCACCCGCUCCACCUUCAUCGUGGGUGACUUCAACUUCUGCGACUAUGACGAGACAGACAACUUCCUGGAUGACGACCAGCCCCAGCAGGCGCAAGUCGCGCAGCCCAGCAGCGGCGGUGGCGGCCGCGCACAUGCGGCCCCCGCCCCUGGCCAGACCGCGCGCAUGGCCCGCCACCCUGGCCAGCGGCAGUGGCUGGGGGCGCUGCGGGAGGCCACGGAGAUGAUGCCAGGCAAGCCAACGCACUGGAACGCCAGCACGCGCACCAGUUCCUCCAUCGACCGCGUGUUCGCGGGGGUCCCGAGGUGGCAGCUAUGCCAAGGCUGGCAGACAUGUCAAGUCCGAGGCGAAGCGCGCGAGAUGCACAUCAGAGGGAUUAGCGAUCACUCCUUGGUCGCAGCAUCGCUGAUGCGGAGGACGCCUGGACACCGACACCCUGACACGCCUGCGGCCAUCCCCCUCGCCGUGAUCCAGCGACCGCGCUUCAAGGAGAUCGUUGACGGGUACCUGGCGAUGGUCCCUCUGCAGAGCCAAGAGCCACCCGACGAGUGCAAGUACUUCACGCGGAUCCUGCAGGCAGCGGCCAAGGGCGUCCAGAAUGAGAUCCUCGUGGCCGAAGGCUGGGCCAAGGGGGCCUCAGCCAUCAUCUGGCGCCAACUGGCCAGGGCGUUCUGGCGCCAAGACUGGAAGCUGGCGCAGCUGGUGGUGGCGCAGAACGCCUGGGCUCGUGAGCUGGUCAAAGCCUCGGCGCAGUCCCGUUCGGUUGAGAUCCUCGACUAUGCGGAGUUCCAGAGGAGAUACAACAUCGCCCAGAGGCAGGAUGCUGCGAGCAG
Molecule: messenger RNA, 1921 nt
Organism: Prorocentrum cordatum
Lineage: Eukaryota; Dinophyceae; Prorocentrales; Prorocentraceae
Source: the annotation of a GenBank genome assembly